UGGAAAAUUGACAGUCGCCGUACGUACGCUAUGCGAGUCCGACGUUUUCCCAUGCUGGGUAAUUACAUCGUCAGCGUCCGAGCGCAAGCUCUCUCAACUAGGUUUAAACAAAUAAAAUUUCACGUCGACUCAAGUGCACAUUGUCUGUGCCUUGAAAUGGACUGCUCUCGCAUACAACUUGUUCAAUACGGACGCGUGCAAAAAUAACAGCAACGGGGCUGUCAAGCAACGCGUGUGCCAGCGCCAUGGCCUUGGCGCAGAGCUUCACUGGAGUGAGCUUCUAUCUGCGCGGCCUUUCGAGACUCAAUGGUGCCUUGCACAGAGCUCAGCCGCAUGUUCAAUGGCAGCCUGUGAGAUGUGCUUCGUCGACAUCACGAUGGAAACAGCGUCAGGGGCGCGAUGCCUACGCCAAGGACGCCAAAGUUCAGGGCUUGAAGAGUCGCGCCGCCUUCAAGUUGCUUGAAAUGGACGAAAAACACAGGAUUUUCAAAAAGAACCAGACUGUGAUCGACUUGGGCUAUGCGCCAGGCAGCUGGUCCCAGGUUGCGUUGGAGCGCACGAAACCACAUGGCAAGGUCAUAGGCAUUGACCUGAUCCCUGCGCAAGCGCCUCGUGGUGUGAUCACAUUCCAAGGCGACUUCCUGUCACCAAUGGUGCAGAAGCUCGUCAAAACCUUGAUUACAGAAACAGAUCGACGCAAGCCAAAGGAGCAACCGCCCGCGAGCACCGACGACGAAACCAUCGGGGACGAAACCGCCAAGAUCGCAAUUGAGCGGCCAAGCUAUAUUGACCUGGAACGGCAUGCCAGCCUGGGCACCGGAGAUCUACCACAGGAAACAGGAUCAAGCAAAGGACGGCUUGUAGAUGUUGUCCUCAGUGAUAUGUCAGCACCCUGGGACCAAACCUCCGGGUUCAAUAUGAACACAAUGAGUAAUCCCUAUCAUAGGCUUAUGAACACGAGCGGCGUCGCUUUCAGAGAUCACGCGGGAAGCAUGGAUUUAUGUAACACCGCUCUUGAAUUUGCCAGUGACACUUUGAGACCGGGUGGCCACUUUGUCUGCAAAUUCUAUGCCGGAUCCGAAGAUAAGGCGCUCGAGCAAAGACUCAAAAAGCUCUUCAGCAGGGUCUACAGGGAGAAACCAGAGUCGUCAAGAAGCGAAAGCAAGGAGGCAUAUCUCAUUGGAAUCAAGCGCAAAGGGGAUGUAACAUUAGAGCAAAGGGUGUAAUUGUACAAAAAGGCCAGGGAAUAUUUCACGGAGCAUUAUAUGGAACAUCUUCAGUGAG
This is a messenger RNA of Emericellopsis atlantica, 1284 nucleotides long. RefSeq names its product FtsJ-like methyltransferase. Gene Ontology annotation, molecular function: rRNA (uridine-2'-O-ribose)-methyltransferase activity. Bases 246 to 1226 code for a protein of 326 amino acids. The record is from RefSeq and is a predicted model, not a curated record. The transcript is spliced from 7 exons. Gene Ontology annotation, cellular component: mitochondrion. Gene Ontology annotation, biological process: RNA methylation. Lineage: Eukaryota; Fungi; Ascomycota; Sordariomycetes; Hypocreales; Bionectriaceae.